Ceutorhynchus assimilis (cabbage seed weevil) is the source of this 583-nucleotide messenger RNA. NCBI's taxonomy places the organism in Eukaryota, Metazoa, Arthropoda, Insecta, Coleoptera, Curculionidae. The record is from the annotation of a GenBank genome assembly.
AUAAAUUCAAGUAGAAUUUUUUGUGAUAGCAAAAUCAUUUCGUAAUGGAUAACACCGACGCCAGAACAUGUAUCAAAGUGAUGAUAAUUGUUACUUGCACAUUUUACAUACUUGGUGGGCUUGGUUACCUUGGUUCCGGAGCGGAUAUGGUGACGAAAUCUUCUGACGACGUGGAACCCAAUUCACUGGAAAAAUCCGCCGGUAUCGGAGCCAUAAUAGGUGGAUUUAUAAUGAUUAUAGUUGGUAUUGUGGGAUGUUGCGGUUCUAUAAUGAAUAACAAACCCUUGUUGAUUAUAUUUGCUAGCCUUAUGAUUGUUGAUGCCGUGAUUAUGUUGGGCUUAGGAAUCACCGCUAUAAUCUUCUCGACCAAGACAGAUGAUCAGGAACGUUUCCAAAGUAACAAAAAAUCGACUAAGGAUUCAUCCAUACUAACUAUGGGUAUUAUAUGUCUUCUGCUUGCAAUAUAUAGUAUUUUCCUAGGAAUAAUGGUUAUUUACUUAGCCAAAAUUGUUCGACCAGGAACACAAUACUAUACUUACGCUUACCCAAGACAACCUAUGCCUAUUUAUAAUUGAAUUUGAUG